AUGGUCUUCACGAAGGUUAUCAAGACGCCCGCCUACUACUCGCGCUUCCAAGUGAAGUACCGUCGCCGUCGUGAGGGACGCACUGACUAUCAGGCUCGCCGCAACAUGAUUCGUCAGGAGCUAUGCAAGUACAACACCCCCAAGUACCGCUUCGUUGUGCGUUUUACUAACCGUAAAGUCAUCUGUCAGAUUGUCUACGCCACCGUCUGCGGCGACAAGGUCAUUGCUUGUGCUGACUCCACGGAACUCGCUCGCUACGGCAUGCCCGUUGGACUUACCAACUACGCCGCGGCUUACGCCACGGGUCUGCUUUGCGCCCGUCGCGUCCUCCAGAGCCUGAAGCUCAAUGAAGUCUGCGUGGGCCAGACCCAGGCUGACGGCAAGGAGUAUCACAUUGAGGACGAGGACACGGAACGCAGUGCUUUCAAGUGUGUGCUCGACAUCGGCCUGGUGCGCACUACGACCGGAAACCGUGUGUUCGGAGCCCUCAAGGGUGCCGUGGACGGCGGACUGUACAUCCCACACUCGUGCAAGCGCUUCCCCGGCUACUCACGCGGUGAGAAUGGUGCUGACGAUAGCUACGACGCCGAGGUCCAUCGCAAGCGCAUCUUUGGUGUCCACGUCGCUGAGUACAUGAAGAUGGUCCAGGAGGAGGACCCCGAGGAGUUCGCCUCUAAGUUCGCCGCCUACGUUAAGGCCGGCAUCCAGGCGGACCAAAUCGAGGAACUCUACAAGAAGGUCCAUGACGGAAUCCGCGCCAACCCCGAGCGACCCAAGACCGAGAAGAAAUCCUUCCCCAAGACCGUCCGCGAGGGCAACUACCUCAAAACCGUCGGAAAGGACGGCUCUGAAGUCAAGUACUGGAGACCCUUAAAGCUCACCAAGGAACAACGAGCCAGUCGCGUGCAGGCCAAACUUGCAGAAAUUGCUCGAGUUGCUGCUGCAGCCCUCGAGGAAGAGUAA
Molecule: messenger RNA, 963 nt
Organism: Gregarina niphandrodes
Lineage: Eukaryota; Apicomplexa; Conoidasida; Eugregarinorida; Gregarinidae
Product: 60S ribosomal protein L5
Exons: 1
Coding region: 1-963 (320 amino acids)
Biological process (GO): translation; ribosomal large subunit assembly
Cellular component (GO): cytosolic large ribosomal subunit; ribosome
Molecular function (GO): 5S rRNA binding; structural constituent of ribosome
Source: RefSeq, a predicted model, not a curated record